Talaromyces rugulosus is the source of this 930-nucleotide messenger RNA. RefSeq lists its product as uncharacterized. The transcript is spliced from 3 exons. Lineage: Eukaryota; Fungi; Ascomycota; Eurotiomycetes; Eurotiales; Trichocomaceae. The record is from RefSeq and is a predicted model, not a curated record. The coding region runs from base 1 to 930 and encodes 309 amino acids.
AUGGACUCGGUGUCCCCGCAGUGCCGGGAACUAGUCCUGCCCCACGGCAUCAGCUUCAACUUCGCCCUAUCUCUAGCCAAAAGUCUCAUCCUAAUUGGAAUCCUCGUAUCAUACCUCCCCCAGCACAUCCGUAUUAUCCAGCUGCGAAGCUCUUUUGGAAUCUCGCCGUUCUUCGUCCUACUGGGAACAACAUCCGGAACGUCUGCGUUUGCGAAUAUCCUGGUCCUCCCACGAAGCGCCCAGGAUGUGGCCUGUUGUCGGGAGAUCUCCGGCGUUUCGUGCUUUGCUGGCUUGUUGGGCAUAUUCCAAGUUGGGGUCCAGUGUACCUGUUUUUGUGUGAUACUGCUUUUAUUUCUCAUUUACUUUCCGCGUGCAACUUCGGUAACGGAUCCUACAAACUCAGCAUCCGCCGAACAAACCCAGGAUGAUCAACCGACCUACCGCACGGCCGUUAUCGUGACUAUAAUCAGCGUUAUUCAUGCCGCCGUAAUCUUGGUUGCAUCCAUCGUCAUCGCGGCCACACAGCCAGGUCACCUCCAAGCAUGGGCGAACGUCUUGGGCAUCAUGUCCGCUGUCCUCGCAUCCAUCCAAUACUUUCCCCAAAUCUGGACGACAUUCCGGUUACAAAAAGUGGGUAGUCUGAGUAUUCCGAUGAUGUGUAUCCAAACCCCGGGAAGUCUGGUUUGGGCAGCCAGUCUGGCGCAGAGAUUGGGUGUCGAAGGGUGGAGUGCGUGGGGGGUCUAUGUUGUGACGGCUCUGUUGCAAGGUUCGCUCCUUGUCAUGGGCAUUUACUUUGAGUAUUUGGGACCGAAGAAGGAUAUUAUCAAUGGGCCUAUCAAUGCUACCGAUGAAACAGUCGAGCAGUCGCCGUCGUCGCCUCCAGGAGAGGAAGAGCCACCAAGUGAAAACACACCUCUUCUCCAAUCAUAG